AUGGUAAAAGUGAAUGUGUCGGACCCGCGCAGACGUGCGCCCGGUGCACAGAAAGCACGGACAUGUGUCGCGGGAAACGACGCGAGCGGGUUAACGCUGCGUGUGUACACUAUGCGCUCCUUCCGACAGGUGCCGAGUUUGGGCAAUUGUCGGGUAAAAUUGGAAAAUGAGAGUGUGCAGGUGGAGGGUGACCGUUCGACAGAUCUCUUGCGUCAUCUACAGACAGGGCUGGAGGAGUUGGCGCCCCCAGCGCCCGCGGGGCCCGCUGCCACGCCAGUGUGCGUGAAACAGGAGCCGGCGGAAGUGCCGGCAGUCACGUUAGAGAACCUAGAGCCAGCGCAGAGUAACAACUGUACGGGCUCCACAUUAUUAGACAGACAUCUUGCAAUGCUUAAUUCUACCGAAGUGCCUGAAUCAUCGGACUUUAUGCCGUUAAUCACUAAGGAUGAACCGCUGUCUGAAGGAGAACAGCAACAUUUGAGUGGUGACGAUACAAGCGACUCGUGUGGUCAGUCGGAGCCAUCACACAUCAGGAGCAGUCCCAAGAGCUGGACACAGCGCGACAUGGAUAAUGCUCUGGAAGCCUUGAGGAAGCACAAUAUGAGUCUAACUAAGGCUUCAGCCACAUAUGGUAUACCGUCCACAACUUUAUGGCAGCGAGCGCACAGACUCGGUAUCGACACACCUAAGAAGGAAGGCGCCUCUAAGUCCUGGAGCGAGGCAGACUUGCGAGGAGCACUGCACGCGCUCAGAGCCGGUGCUAUAUCUGCAAAUAAAGCUAGUAAAGCAUACGAUAAAAUUGAAAGAUAUCAACUAAACGUGGGCGUCAAUUUCACACAAGGUAUCCCGAGCAGCACGCUGUACAAGAUAGCGCGGCGCGAGGGCAUCCGCCUGGCGGCGCCGUUCAACGCCGCGCCGACCGCCUGGCGCCGCGCCGACCUCGAGCGCGCGCUCGCCUCCAUCCGCUGCGGCGCCUGCAGCGUGCAGCGCGCCGCCUCGCAGUACGGCAUCCCCACCGGUACACUUUAUGGAAGGUGCAAGCGAGAAGGCAUCGAGCUAUCUCGAUCUAAUCCCACGCCGUGGUCGGAAGACGCGAUGGGUGAAGCAUUAGAAGCCGUUAGGAUAGGCCAGAUGUCUAUAAACCAAGCUGCUAUCCAUUACAACCUACCAUAUUCAUCUCUUUAUGGCAGAUUUAAGAGAUGCAAAUACCAAAUUCAGGGACAAUCAAUGCAUUUAGAUAUGCAUAAAGCGAUUGAAGGGGAUUCGCAGACGCAACAUCAGGAUAUGCAGUAUUACCAGCAACCCCUGCCUAGUCAGUCUACGCAUUUAAAUGAACAGGAUCAUACCUUGCAGAAUCCUUACUUGCAUCACAACAUUCACAUAAGCGAGCACGAUAGUAUGAUACAAGAAAGCGGCUCCGACUCAUCGGACGCGGCGGGAGUCGAACGUUCGACCGCGAGCGAGCAGCCGGAGCCGCCGUCGUCGGUUCACGCGGCGGGCGACACACUGGUUUACGAGCUCUAA
Molecule: messenger RNA, 1524 nt
Organism: Diatraea saccharalis (sugarcane borer)
Lineage: Eukaryota; Metazoa; Arthropoda; Insecta; Lepidoptera; Crambidae
Source: the annotation of a GenBank genome assembly